UAGUAUCAUACCAUAUUGUAACAAUCCUAUUUCGUGAUAAAAAACUAUUAUUUUAAUUAUGAAAAUAAAGACUACGUUUUACUCUAAUUUUGAAUGAUUCAUUUAAUUGAAAUAUUUCCAAACAAAUUAAUUUGGUGUAGUAUGUAGAAGAAGAAAGAAAAGUUCAUCUCUCGCUUUCUUUUUCUCUCUCUCUACAAAAUGGGUUCUCGGACCGGGUCACACCAGCUGAGCAAUGGGCUUUACGUGUCUGGCAGGCCGGAGCAGCCCAAGGAUCGGCCUCCGGCAGUCGCGUCACGCGCGGUGCCGUACACCGGCGGCGACGUCAAGAAGUCGGGCGAGCUGGGGAAGAUGUACGGAGUUGCCUUGUCAAGUGGGGAGGUUGCGGGCCCACCGCCUCCAUUGAAGCCCUUCUCCAGAGCUUCUUCGUCUUCUCAGCACAACAGUGCUACCCUCAGAUCCGGGCCGAGCUCCGGCGAACUCGGCCACAAAUCCAUCAACUCCGGCCCGAUCUCGAAGAAAUCGUCGUCCUCUUCCUUUUCCGGCCCAAUCAUGACUCCAAUCCAGCCCACCGGGCUCAUCACUUCCGGUCCGUUGGGGUCCAGCGCCGGCAGGCGCUCCGGCCAGCUAGAACCGCCGUCGGUACCUUCGACUAAAGUACACUACGGCGCGGCUGUUACUAAAUUGGGGGAGGAGAUAAAGCUAGGGUUUAGAGUGUCGAAGCUCGCCGUGUGGGUGUUUCUAGUUCUGAUAGUAAUGGCUCUGGUAGUAGGGGCGUUCCUGAUGGUGGCCGUGAAGAAAUCGAUGGUCCUCAUUGCACUGGCCGUGAUUCUAGCUCCAGCAAUGGUGCUGUUGAUAUGGAAUUUCACUUACAAACAGAGAAGCUUGAUGGGAUUUCUGAAAAGAUAUCCAGAUGCCGAGCUCAGAGGUGCGGUUGAUGGACAGUUCAUCAAGGUCACUGGGAUCGUCACAUGUGGAAGUAGCCCUCUAGAAACUUCUUUCCAGAAGAUACCAAGAUGCGUAUAUGUUUCCACAGAGUUGCAUGAGUACAGAGGAUGUGGUGCCAAACCUGCAAAUUCAAAACACUGUUUCUUUUCAUGGGGACUAAGGCAUUCUGAGAAAUAUGUGGCCGACUUUUAUAUAUCAGACUACCGAACUGGGCUAAGAGCUCUAGUGAAGGCAGGUCAUGGAGCCAAAGUUGCCCCAUUUGUCAGCUCUUCAACUGUUGCUGACAUAACAAAGGGCAAUAAGGAUUCAUCCCCAAAUUUCUUGCAGUGGCUUGCAGACCGAAGCCUUUCGAGCGACGACCGUAUUAUGCGCCUCAAAGAAGGUUACAUCAAAGAAGGAAGCACGGUGAGUGUGAUGGGGGUCGUGAGGCGGCACGACAACGUGUUGAUGAUCGUCCCGCCACGAGAACCGGUUUCGAUGAGCUGCCAGUGGUUGCGGUGCAUAUUCCCGACCUACACCGAAGGGUUGAUCUUGACUUGCGACGAAGAAGGUCAGAGCGACGACGUAGUUCCUGUAUAGAUCAAAAAAAAUUCAAGAUUUGGGAGAGGGAGACCUUUGAGGGUUCUCACAAGUGUGCAUAAAAUGAAGAAGAAGAAGAAGAACAAGGAGAGGAUGGAAUGGAGAAAGAAAGAAAAGAAUAUAUGUCCAUUCAUUCCUUUUGGUGCUCUAAUGAGCUUUCCACUGAGCUGACAUUUUUUUAUCUUUUAAUUUUUAAUAUUUAAUUUAGCCACGUCGUGUAAAUAAUUUUUUUUUUCUACUAAGCUGUUUGAAAUUACGGAUUUACCCUUUUCCAGCCAGAUAGAAUCUGCUAAUGUCACAUAAAAUUUUUUAAAUAUGUACGGAAUUUUGGAUUGUGCAAUAAUGUGAAAUUUUUCGG
Cuscuta campestris is the source of this 1882-nucleotide messenger RNA. NCBI's taxonomy places the organism in Eukaryota, Viridiplantae, Streptophyta, Magnoliopsida, Solanales, Convolvulaceae. The record is from the annotation of a GenBank genome assembly.